Molecule: messenger RNA, 1002 nt
Organism: Mollisia scopiformis
Lineage: Eukaryota; Fungi; Ascomycota; Leotiomycetes; Helotiales; Mollisiaceae
Exons: 2
Coding region: 1-1002 (333 amino acids)
Source: RefSeq, a predicted model, not a curated record
AUGCCAACAGCACAUCCGGAAGAGCACACGGCCGACUCGUCGCAUUCCAAAUCCUCACUCGAGACUGCCGACACCGCUGUCAACGCUUCCGAUUCUGAACCAAUCGAGGUCGAAUUUGUAGGAGAUGUGAAGACAGACAACAAAUUACCUUCUCUUAAGACAUUGAAGAAGAUUGAGAACUUGCCGGUUCUGGAUCAAGAUGGGAAGGCGAUUCCGUUCAAGAAUUUAUAUACGGGUCCCAAUGUUGCGAGACGGGUGUUGAUUAUUUUUAUUCGGCAUUUCUUCUGCGGAAACUGCCAAGAAUACAUUCGAACGCUCACCUCCUCAAUCUCGACCUCCUCUCUCCUCUCACUCCCUACACCUACCUUCAUCGCCAUAAUCGGCCACGGCGACCCCUCUCUCAUCCCAAUGUACCAGCGCGAAACCUCGUGCCCAUUCCCCAUCUACGCCGACCCGACCAAGAAACUCUACUCAGAGCUCGGAAUGACACGCACCCUCAACCUCGGCUCCAGACCCGAGUACCAGCGCAAGGAGCUCUUUAGCAUAAUGCUAGACGGCUUCGUGCAAUCCUUGAAGAUGCUGAGAGGCGGGAGAGCGCUGAAAGGAGGUGAUUACCAUCAAGUUGGAGGAGAAUUCCUUUUCGAGCCCGUAGAGAUGGAGUCUCCGAGUCCGCUGUCUAGUCCGGAGGAACAGACGAAGCGGCUGGGUGAGCAGGGGAUGUUGGAGAUGGGAGCUGUGGAGGAGAAACACGUUACGUGGUGUCAUCGGAUGCGGAAUACGAGGGAUCAUGCUGAGAUUCCGGAGGUGAGGGAGGUGUUGGGGUUGGGUGACGGAGAGGAGCUGCCGAAGGGGGUUAAUGAAAAGAGGUGGAGAGCUGCGUUGUUGGUGAGGAAGGGGACGGGGUUGAGUACUGUUAGUACGGAGGGGAGACCGAGUGUGGGUCUUAGUAGGAAGUUGCAGGAGUUGGAGGAUGAUGGUGCUGGGUUGAAGACGCGAGCCUAG